AUGUCCCUCCACGUGACGCCCAGAGGACACGUGGUUGCAGGAUUCCAGCUGGAGAGGUGCGACCUGCGUCCAGUGAUGCGGAAAGGGAAGGGAAUGGGCAAAGCUUGGAGGGAGGCGGGAACGAGCCUGGUGUGUUCAGGGAGUGGCGGUGACCGGUUUCACAGUUGGGGGGAGCUGGAGGAAGAGGUGACACUGGACAGGUGGGUGAAAGCCGAUGGAGGCCUGGACCUGGUGGAGGCCACGCGGCCCAGGGCGGGGGCCCGGGAGGCGUCCCAGAGAACGUCACCGGAAGUGCCCGAGCCGCCCGGGAGAGGGAGGCGGCGCUUCCGGCGGGCGGCGGGGGCUCCGGGCAGGUGUCCCACUAGUGGUGUUUCUGCAGGAAGCAGCAAGCAGAGCCCCAGCCUGGGUCCGCAGAACGCCACAGAGAGGGCUACCCCGAUGGACACAUGCACAGCUUUUCUAGCACAGGCACCGAGUGGUGGCCUGGCUUCCUGCUACACUGCUUCGGUGGCUGAGAAAGGGGCUCAGAGCCCAGGGCUGAUGCCACGGCAGGUAACCUUAGAAGAAGGGGGACGCCGUGGACAGGCUGUGCCAGGACUGUUACGGGGGCCUCCCCAGGCACUGCGGUUUCCAGACCCUUGUGGGAAUGAGGAAGCUGGAGAGAGGCCCAGAGAUUCCCCUCGGGGACCAGUUGUUUAUGAGGAAACUGGAGGGCAGAAUGGCCAUGAGGACAGUGUGUCUAGGUCAGAGGUCACCCUGAAUGCAGCCUCCACGGCCAACAGGAGAAGCCACUGGAAAGGACAGCCUUACCGAUGCAGCACUUGCGACAGGAGCUUCAAAUGCUAUUCGGAUGUGGUGAAACACCAGAGCAUUCACUCUGGGGAGAAACCGUACGAGUGCAGCGACUGUGGGAAGGCCUUCAUCCACAGCUCCCACGUCGUCAGGCACCAGCGCAUUCAUAAUGGGGAGAAGCCUUACGUUUGUAAGGAGUGUGGGAAAGCCUUCAGCCAGAGCUUCAACCUCAUUAGACACCAGAGAAUCCACACGGGAGAGAAGCCCUAUGAAUGUGCUGUGUGUGGGAGGUCCUUCAGUCAGAGGUCAGACGCCAUUAAGCACCAGAGAAUUCACACUGGUGAGCGGCUGUAUGAAUGCAGCGAGUGCGGGAAAACCUUCAUCCACAGCUCAAACGUCGUCCGGCACCAGAGAAUUCACCACGGAGAGAAUCCUUACGAAUGCAAAGAGUGUGGGAAAGCCUUCAGCCAGAGCUCCAACCUCAUUCAGCACCAGCGGGUCCACACCGGGGAGAAGCCGUACGCCUGCCAGGAGUGUGGGCGCGCCUUCAGCCGCAGCUCCUUCCUCAGCGAGCACCGGCGCAUCCACACUGGGGAGAAGCCCUACGAGUGUGGCGAGUGCGGCCGUGCCUUCAGGGCCCUGUCGGGCUUCUUCCGGCACCAGAGGAUCCACACUGGGGAGAAGCCUUUCCACUGUGCCAGGUGUGGCAGGGCCUUCCGCCUGAGCUUUCAUCUCAUCCAGCACCAGCGAGUUCAUGGCACGGAGUGAGCCUGUUGGGGGGUGAACGUGGAGUGGAAAAUUGAGUAAAUAAGAUUGGAGUGUGGGUACAACGCCCUUCACUUUUUGCCCAUGCCCCCAGCUUUGUGUACUUCACCCCACAGGAAGAGGAUAAAACUGUCUUGGUGGUCUCCAAGCCUGCCCGUGGAGGCCUGCAGUUUGUCUACCGCCGCCUGGCCAGGAGCACCAGAAAGGAAAGAGGAGCCUUGGGGAAGGAGACGUGAUGGCAACGUGUGCCUCGGAAGUUAAUUUAUUUCAUUUUCACAGCACUGGGUUUUUCCUGAAGUAUAAUUUACAUACAGUGGAACGCAUAGAUCUUAAGUGUUUCGUUUUAUGAGUUUCAACAAGUACAAUGUGCUUUGACCUUUACGACCACCACACUCUCAAGAUGUAGACUAUUUCCAUCACCCCAGAAAGUCUCCUUAUGCCCCUUCAAGUCAGCCCUUUAUCCUCAGAGGCAACCAGUGAUCUCGUUUCUGUCACUAUAGUUUUGCUUGUUCUAGAACGUUAUAUAAAUAGUGAUAUAAUUUA
Messenger RNA from Balaenoptera acutorostrata (minke whale), 2100 nucleotides. RefSeq names its product zinc finger protein 696 (gene ZNF696). Lineage: Eukaryota; Metazoa; Chordata; Mammalia; Artiodactyla; Balaenopteridae. The record is from RefSeq and is a predicted model, not a curated record. Bases 1 to 1560 code for a protein of 519 amino acids. The transcript has 5 exons.